CAGUACAGUACUUCGAACUCCGGAAUCUUGCAACAUCCCCGACACUAAUUGUAAACAAAAUUCACAAUGCUAGAAUCGUCAGCGGCUCGGUCGCGCGACCGAACUAACCAAGGGACGAAUGGUCGCGGCGGUGCGAAUGUUCCCGACCCUCCUCCGAGUCUAGCCGCAACUACGGAGCUUCUUCGGAAGUUGAAGCGACAGAAUCAUGACUUUGUCCGUGCCAACGCUCGGCAGGCGUUGCGGAUACGUGAUCUGGAGAACGACAGAUCCGCGGCAGCAUCGGCGAAAUUUGAGCUCCAAAGCGAGGUUGUGCAGCUCACCGCUGAGAAUGAAAUGCUCAAGGCGCAAUUAAAAGAUCUGAAGGAUGUCCGGAAGAAGGAAGACAUGGAGAAGCUUCAGGCUAUCAGGACGACUGUGGCUGGACUGGAAUCGACCGCGGAGGCACUCUGCCUGCAAGUACGGAUGGCUCAGGUUGAGAUUGACCUCUGUCUAACUCAGGACCACGGCGAAUCGGCAGCUCAUGGACAGGGCCGGUCGCCCGGAAAGUCGCCGGCGGAACGCCAUGAAUUAGUGCCAUCCAAUCCGCGGAGCCCUAGCAAAUCGCCAAAUACAGGACUGAAUGCAGCGGCUACGUGGGAUUCGCCAAAGAGGUCGGUCAAGAUCAAUGCAAAAUCAGUACCACAUUUGAGGUCACUCGGCAAACCGAACUGGGUACCGGCUCCGCACAUUGGCUCGAUUGGAGAGGAUGGGGAAGAGCCCGAGAAUCCCAAACCUGGAAACGAGGAAGUCAAGCGACAUGACAGCGCAAACGACAAGCAAAACAAGCGGGACUUAGCGCAAAUGACAACCAAAAGAAAAGCCUUACAGGCAAUCUCACCGAAUCGGUUCUACGCUUCGCCUGCAACACGAUCCACGACUCGCGCUUUCGUUUCCGAACCGAAGACUUCCGGACUGGGGUUACAAUCCCCGCCGCAGGAAUCGCGAAGUCCGGAAGGACGUGGCCGGAGACGCGUUCAAGCGAAGAGCUAUGCACUGCCAAGUUUGCGAAUUAAAAUGAGACAAGGCGAUGGCGUAACACCCAUUGGCGGCGCAAUAGCAAGUGCAACGACCGGACCGAAACGCGCGAAGGCAAAACGUACCCCAGCAAAGAAAAAGCUGCCCGCAGGUGUAACGACCGUCUCCGUACCGCUCUUAUUCAACAUGGAGACUCGAAACAGGACAACGUCACCUUUACCGCCGACACCACCCAAGGAUACAGCCCUCUAGGAGAAUAUUUGACAGUUGUAGUUUUGUUGUGUUCAGGGCUUGGCUCAUUCGGGGGAUUUUCAUUCCUAUUAGAACGUCCUUCUUGGCCUAGCACCGUGACGGAUGGGUUUAUCACGACCAUCCGUGCUUAUGAAACUUGGAGGAGCGCGUGAGAAAGGGCGUACUUAUAUCGAAUGGAGCGGUUUUAUGUAAUUGGAA
Fimicolochytrium jonesii is the source of this 1464-nucleotide messenger RNA. RefSeq lists its product as uncharacterized. Bases 67 to 1266 code for a protein of 399 amino acids. The record is from RefSeq and is a predicted model, not a curated record. Gene Ontology annotation, biological process: meiotic chromosome segregation. Gene Ontology annotation, cellular component: chromosome, centromeric region; nucleus. The transcript has 12 exons. NCBI's taxonomy places the organism in Eukaryota, Fungi, Chytridiomycota, Chytridiomycetes, Spizellomycetales, Powellomycetaceae.